Messenger RNA from Daphnia pulicaria, 1980 nucleotides. RefSeq lists its product as uncharacterized. The record is from RefSeq and is a predicted model, not a curated record. Bases 291 to 1076 code for a protein of 261 amino acids. The transcript has 3 exons. NCBI's taxonomy places the organism in Eukaryota, Metazoa, Arthropoda, Branchiopoda, Diplostraca, Daphniidae.
GACUGUGGCCAGUCGGUUGUCGGUUGCCGUCGAGUUUGGACGUUCUCUCUCUCACCUGUCGGUUAUUUCGGUUUGACUUUUUCCAUCAGUGUUUUGGGCUCUUCGAUUUCUAUCGAUUGACAAUUUGACUAAACAAAAAAUAAAGGUCACACCUGCUUUCUCUACUAGUCAGUGCGCGUUUCCGGCAACGUGUUGGUGAACAAAGGUCAUUCGUCGGUCUAUAAUAACGACAGGGGAGUGGGUGCGGAAGUAGUGGGGUGGAAUUGUUUGAUGGGACGCAGAUAGAGAAAAUGCGGCAGCAAGAGCAUCAUCAGCAACUGAGCGAAAUGGAUAACAACGACCGGAAACGUGACGAAACGACGUCGCUCGAUGCGUCCACGGUUCAACACAAAGCCCCCGUCAAGGGACGGAUCAACAACGAUCCUCUAACGCUACCUCACAACGAUUUAAAUUUAAAGUUGAACGAAGAUACCAACAAGAUCGGCGACGAAGGAUCUUCGCCCACCUCCAUGUCGAUUGAAGGCGGUCAAGAGACGGUUCGACUUCCGGCCACUUUCGGCGUCAAGUUCCUGGGCAAGCGGGAAGCUCGGGGUCUUUGGGGCAUCAAGUACACCCGCAAACCCGUCGACGAGAUGGUGGCCCUGGCUAAAAACCUCAAACCGGGCACUUCGCUGCCUCACCUUCACUUCAAAGUCGACUCGACGGGCGUCACAAUCAGCGAAAUGCCCGACAACCGCUCACGCAAUUUCGAAACGGGUUUCUAUCCCGUCGAUAUCAUCUCCUACGGCGUUCAGGAUGUCGUCUACACGCGGGUGUUUUCGAUGAUUGUCGUUCGUGACACGACCAUCACUCCGUCGGCCCUGAUGGGCGACUCGACGGCUCCGUUCGAGUGUUACGCUUACGUCUGCGACAGCCGCCAGAGUGCCAGAACGUUGACCAUCGCCCUGGCCACGGCCUUCCAGGAAUUCAGCAAGACGGUCAAGAACCAAAAGACCAAGCACAAACGCAUCGCCAUCGAUUUGCGCACUCCCGAACAAAUGGCAGCCGAAUACGAGGAUCAAGAAACAGAAGCGUGAACAACAUUCCCCCCCCCCCAGGCUCCAUUUCUCAUCAACAAUUUUUUUGAAUUAUUAUUAUUUGCUCCCGCCCAUUUUCGCGUGAUUUGUUCAUUUCCCUUUUUUUCCAAAUUGCCUCUCCAGUUUAGAAAAUUCUUAUUGGAUAAAAAAAGGUAAAUUGAAGAAUUAAACUGACAGGAGAUUUUGUCCAUAUACAUAAUGAAUUGUUCACGAACAAAUCUUUUUUGUUUGUUUUUUUACUCUACUCAUUCCGCAUUUUUGCGUGACAUAUUCCGCGGAUUAAUUUUAGACGCUUGGACCAUAUGUCGAAGGUCAGCGACAAUGGCAACAGGUGCUUAUUUAGCUUUCCAGUCCAAUUGCUAUCGUCGUGCCGAUCAACCACACCCGUUAUAUACAUAUACUGUCUGGUGUACAUUUGUUCCCGAUCUAGAUUCACAAAUAAUAGUAGCAAAUAAUUAUGAUUACCUGGAUACAAAGAAAAAACGACCGAAAUUCAUGACAUAAUCAAACGAAAACCUCACUCUGUCAACCUCGUCAUCAGUGUGUUUUUAUAUUACAUUAUCUCGCAAAAAAAUCAGCUGGGUUUUAUAAUAUCCAAAGAUACGGUAGCGCGCGCAUUGCUCCACAUUUAUAUACAUGGCCGUUAUAUCUCUCAUCGUCUCUCUUUGUUUACCUGUGGUUCCGAGUGUCUGGUGUUUUUUGAAAAACCGUAUUUGAUGACUUCAACAUUUUGUUUUUUGUUUUUGUUUACGCUGGUUGGAUUAUCUGAGUUUUUAAAAAAACUAAUCUAAGAAGGAAAUGGAAACUGAAAAACCCCCGAAAAUGUUUCACACCGAUUUUUGUAACCAAACUGUGAGAUAUUUACGUUGUAUGUCAAAAUGAAUAAAAGGCGUGAAAAUUCUAA